Molecule: messenger RNA, 2284 nt
Organism: Malus domestica (apple)
Lineage: Eukaryota; Viridiplantae; Streptophyta; Magnoliopsida; Rosales; Rosaceae
Product: trihelix transcription factor GTL2-like
Source: RefSeq, a predicted model, not a curated record
GAGAGAGAGAGAGAGAGAGAGAGAGAGAGAGAGAGAGAAGUUUGGUGUUUUUGUAGUCUUUGUUUCUAACAUUUUGCUAUUUUACGGUGAGCAAACAAAAGGAGAGGUAAAGAAGAGAAACACGCUCUCACAAAAAAUCACAGACAAACAUGUUUGAUGGAGUCCCAGCUGAGCAGUUGCACCAAUUCAUAGCAUCCUCAAGAACUUCCCUCCCUCUUCCUCACCCUCUCCCUCUUCCUCACCCUCUCCCUCUCCCUCUCUCCUCCUUCCCUCCUCCACCAUCAAACAAUAGUAUUAAUACCUUCCCUGUCCCUGCUGCUACUCCCUUUGACCCCUACAACAAUAACAACCCUUCUCAUCUUCAUCAUCAUCAACUUCUGCAAAUUCAACCCCAUCAGCUUCAUCAGAAUAAUCAGCUUCUGCAACUGCACCGCCAAUCCGCCGCCAUCCCCAAAAAUCUCGAGGAGAAAGAGGAACGCUCUAGUACUGUUUCAAUCUCCAUAAACAAUAAUUUGGAGAUCGAAAGAGAGAGAUCUUCAUCGAUACCGGCAUCAUCAGAUGUAUCAAUCAUUAGUGAUUCUUGGAGUAAUGAUGAAUUGCUUGCACUUCUCAGGAUCAGAUCUAACAUGGAGAUUUGGUUCCCUGAGUUCACUUGGGAACAUAUCUCAAGGAAUCUAGCUGAGCUUGGUUUCAAAAGGAGUGCAGAGAAAUGCAAAGAGAAGUUUGAAGAAGAAAGCAGAUACUUCAACAACAUUAACUUCACCAAAAACUACAGUUUUCUCAGUGACCUCGAACAACUCUGUCAAGGUGGUGGUGAUGCUCAUCAGCAAAACGCUGAUGAUCAUCAGGAAGCUCCCGGGGAUAAAAAUAAUGAGAAAGAAAAGGUUGAAAAGCCCAGUGAUGAUGGAGAUCAUCAAGACUCAACGAGAAAUGAAACAAUUGUUGGGAACAGUAUUGGUGUGAUUACCACCGAGCCGCUGAACCCUGAGGAGCACAAUGAGAAAGAGGUAGUAGUGGAAACUAGAUCAAAGAACAAUACUAAGAAGAGGAAAAGGCAAAGGGAAUUUGAAAUGCUCAAGGGUUUCUGUGAGGACAUUGUGAACAGGAUGAUGGCUCGGCAGGAAGAGAUGCACGACAAGCUUCUUGAAGAAAUGAUGAAGAGAAACGAGGAGAAGCUUGCGAGGGAAGAAGCAUGGAAGAAGCAAGAGACGGAUAGGAUGAACAAGGAGCUCGAGAUUAUGGCGAGAGAACAAGCCGUUGCUGGUGAUCGACAAGCUACAAUCAACAAAUUCUUGAAGAAGUUCACAUCGUCGUCCAGCAAUUCUAGUACUUCCACUUCGUCUUCUCCGAUUCAAGCACAAAACCCUAAUCGUCCUACGUGUCACGAUGUUAGUGGCCGAAAAGAACUUGAUCAUCAUCAAGAAAAAGAAAAUAACCCAACAACGCCUAGUUCAUUAACUGAAAGUACUCUUGCACCCCAAAGUCCUAGCUCAAGUACUCUUGCCCCGACUCCCAUUGCCGUUCCAACCAUGACGAUUUUAUCUAGAGCUACUGCUGCUGCUGCUGUUGUCGUCGCACCUCCUGAAAACCCUAGUUCUGAUGAUGUCAUCAUCAACUCUCAAAACCCUAGUUCCAUUAGUCAUGACAAACAAGACCUCGGAAAGAGGUGGCCGAGAGAUGAAGUGCUGGCUCUGAUAAACUUAAGGUGCAGCCUCUUCAACAAUGGCGGUGGCGGCGAUCAGGACAAGGACGGAGGAGUCGUGAUGAAAGCUCCUCUUUGGGAGAGAAUCUCACAAGGGAUGUUAGAGAUGGGUUACACGAGGAGUGCCAAGAGGUGCAAAGAGAAAUGGGAGAACAUUAACAAGUACUUUAGAAAAACAAAAGAUGUUAACAAGAAGAGGUCACUUGACUCUAGGACUUGUCCUUAUUUUCAUCAACUAAGCUCUUUGUACAAUCAAGGGAUACUUGUACCGCCUUCUGAUCAAGCACCAGAAGACCGCCCCGCUUCGCCGGAAAACCAUUCUCUAGGUGAUGAUGAUUCAACUAAGCAUGGUGAAGGUGAGAAAAACAACAAUACGGUACAGCAAGCACCGCCACCAGCUUUUGAUUCUGAAUUCUAAUUAAUUUUAAUUUGCAUAUUUGUGUGUGCAUUUUCAAUGAUAAUAAUAUGUGAUACCUUUUUUUUCUUGUCGAUCUUGGUAAAACAUGUGGUAGCUAGCUAGUACUCUCGGCAGUCGACAUGAAUUUUAUAAAUUAAUUUCCAAUAUUUAUUAUAUAUUUUAUU